Messenger RNA from Lampris incognitus (smalleye Pacific opah), 1077 nucleotides. Its product is annotated as 5-hydroxytryptamine receptor 4. Bases 1 to 1077 code for a protein of 358 amino acids. Gene Ontology annotation, molecular function: trace-amine receptor activity. Lineage: Eukaryota; Metazoa; Chordata; Actinopteri; Lampriformes; Lampridae. Gene Ontology annotation, cellular component: membrane. Gene Ontology annotation, biological process: adenylate cyclase-activating adrenergic receptor signaling pathway. The transcript has a single exon. The record is from RefSeq and is a predicted model, not a curated record.
AUGGAUAACAGCACCUACGGCUUGAAUGGGGAUGCCAAUAAUUCCCUCCAGAGUGAAUUUCAGCCCUGCACCACAUCGAAGAAUCAGAUUUCUCGCAUGCUCCUAUAUGCCUUCCUAACUGUGGGCAUUAUCUGCACAGUGGUGGGCAACUUCCUGGUUGUCCUCUCUAUUGCCUACUUCAAACAGCUACAAUCAUCCACUAAUUCCUUUGUAAUGUCCCUGGCAGUGGCAGACUGUCUUGUGGGCCUGGUAGUGAUGCCCUAUAGUAUGAUUCGGACCAUGGAAGGUUGCUGGUACUUUGGAGUCCUCUUCUGCCACCUUCACUCUAGCCUGGAUGUCAUGCUCUGCACUGCCUCCAUAUUUCAUCUCAGCUGCAUUGCCUUUGACCGCUAUUAUGCCGUCUGUAACCCAUUAGUCUACUCCUUGAAGAUGUCCCAGUGUCGAGUGGCUCUCCUGAUUGUAGUGUGCUGGGCCGUCCCCAUGCUCAUCUCAUUUGGCCCCAUAAUGCUAGGCCUCCACAUGGCUGGCAUGGACAUCCCUCUGCCCGAAGAUGUCUGUGUAUUCCUGGUCAACCGCAUCUACGCUGUCGUGGCUUCACUGGUGGCCUUUUAUUUGCCCAUGGCCAUAAUGUUGGUGGCCUACUGGAAAAUCUACAAGGCGGCUAAACGGCAGGCCAUGCAGAUCAGUGCCAUGGAAAGCCAAAUGGCCGCUGGGGUAAGCAAGGAUUCCAGCAGGAAGCAGAGACAUAGGAAUACUAUGAAGAGAGAGAGAAAGGCAGCAAAGACCUUGGGGAUCAUCAUGGGUGUUUUCUUGUUAUUCUGGAUGCCAUUCUUCACAGUCAAUAUUGUGGACCCUUUCAUCGAUUACGGCACGGCGGCAGUAGUUUCGGACGUUUUCUUGUGGUUGGGAUACAUCAACUCAUCUCUCAAUCCCUUCCUGUAUGGUUUCUUCAACCGUUCUUUCCGUAGGGCAUUCCUGAUGAUCAUGAGCUGUGGGAUAUGCCUGCCUGGAUCUUCUCCAGGUAUAGACCUAUCACAAACAAGGAAAGAGGGUAAAGAACGCACAGAUCAGCCAUAG